This is a messenger RNA of Eurytemora carolleeae, 1803 nucleotides long. RefSeq names its product protein trapped in endoderm-1. Gene Ontology annotation, biological process: G protein-coupled receptor signaling pathway. Gene Ontology annotation, molecular function: G protein-coupled receptor activity. The record is from RefSeq and is a predicted model, not a curated record. Bases 257 to 1402 code for a protein of 381 amino acids. The transcript is spliced from 13 exons. Gene Ontology annotation, cellular component: membrane. Lineage: Eukaryota; Metazoa; Arthropoda; Copepoda; Calanoida; Temoridae.
AUCUUAAAGCAUAUAGAUUUUAUCCUGGACUUGUUUGUUUACUAAAGUCUGUUGAACUAGUGUACUGUAAAGGGAUAUGUUUGUGAACAUCAGGCGACAAAACAAACAAACAAGUUUGUUUACUUUCAUCUAAUGUGUGUGUACACUUAAACUAUAGAUUUAAGAUCCAAGAAAAAGUCAAAUCAAGAGAAAAGAAGUGAAAAUAAUAAAAGAUGGGAAAGUGAUAAAGCUCUAAAUUUAGUGAUUUAACCUUUGAAUGAGAAUGGAGAGCUCCACGGUUAAUCUAUUAAGCUCUACCCCCACCCUGAGCUUGGAGAAUCCAACCCAGUUCUCCAGACCAGUAACGGUGCUUGCAGCUGUAGCAGCCUGUAUCUUUACCGUUGUUGGAGUUGUAGGAAACUUAUUUACUGUGGUUGCUCUGAUAAAGUGCGCCAAACUUCGAACCCAUGCUACUACUACAUUUGUAAUCAGUUUGGCAGCAUCAGAUCUUCUAUUCUCAAGCAUCAAUCUUCCACUCACAGCUUGUAGAUAUAUACAUGAGGAAUGGUUACUCGGAGAUACAUUAUGUCGACUAUAUCCUGUCCUGUUCUACGGAAAUGUUGGAGUUAGUCUCAUGAAUAUGGUUGCCAUCACCCUGAAUAGAUAUGUUCUGAUCUCCUGUCCUGGUACUUAUCCUAAAAUAUACUCGAGGAUGAAUAUUCUCCUGAUGGUUGCUGGAGUCUGGAUAUUCUCCUUCGGUCUCCUUCUCCCUCCCCUUCUUGAGAUUUGGGGAACUCUUGGUCUUGAUCCUCCAACCUUCUCAUGUACCGUACUCAAGGAUUCUGAGGGAAGAUCUCCGAAAAAGUUCCUUUUUCUUUUUGGGUUCCUUCUUCCUUGUGUAGCGAUCAUUGUCUGCUACUCGGCAAUCUUCUACAGGGUCAGACAGAGCAGGUUGAAUGUCCAGAAACAUAUUGGACUCGAGGGAAGAAGAAAUAAAGAAUCUGCUCUUCAAUCCUCACAGAAGAAGGAAGAUCUUAGGAUGACAAAGAUGAUGCUGAUUAUAUUCCUCUCCUUCCUGAUUUGCUUUCUCCCUCUCAUGCUGGUCAACGUUAUUGAUGAUGAGAUGGCUGUCCCAACUCUCCACGUGGUUGCAUCUGUUCUGGCUUGGAUGUCGUCUGUGAUUAAUCCGUUUAUCUACGCUUUCAAGAACAGGCAGUAUAAGCAAGCGUUUAAAAAGUUGCUCUGUGUUUACCAGCGUGUCGACCAACCAGUGUCAAGACCUGGCGCGAGCCAAGCGAGUGGGCAAAGUAAACAAUCUGCUUCCAAAACAUUCAUCACAGAAAUGUUGCAGUACAAUGCAGGACAGGAAAAGAUUAAGAUGGUUUCUCAACAAAAGGGAAGAAGCAUGGCUGAGAAUGAGUAGAAACCACGACAUAAUUCAAUCGCAGAGGACUACACAGUAAUAGAAGAUAUAUCCCAGGAUAUCAUUUGAUGCCGGAUAUCAGGAUUCAGGAACCUGAACCUGGACCUGGAUACCCUCAAAACCUGAUCUCGACUUUUUAUAAGAGACCGGACUCGUCUAAAUUUAACAUCAAUCUCGGGGUUCUAGAUCUUUUCUUUCAAAGAUAAAUUUUUCUUUAUAGAUUAAGCCAUAAUGUAAUAUAGCCUGCCUAAAACAAAAUCCUACAAAUCUACAUUAUUAGAGAGAAUUCUAUGAAACUUGGGUUAUAGUUCAGAAAUUCCAUAAAUAUUGAAAUAAUGAGAAUUAAAUUAUGGUUUGAUACAUGUUUAUUCUUUCGUGAUAAAUAAAUACAUUUUUUAAUC